AUGAAAAAAAUAAAAUUUAGGAGCUUCACACAAAUCGUUGCCGUAUCGAUAAAAAAAGACAAAUACGUGAAAUUUUCCCGAUUAAAUUUGAGCGAAUUGCUACAUUUUAUACAUGGGCAUUUAUCAGAGGAGAGCGACGUAAAAACGUGGAACAGCAUAUUUUUGCAGGUAGACAAAUUGGUGUCCAAAAAAGGAGGGGGCGAAGAGUAUAAAGCAGAAUUGAGCGCCUUUUUCGAUAAGCUCAUGAACAUGGAGUACUACGCUGUGCUUCACCAUCUGAAGGAUGUCGACGAGAGCGUGAAAAACAACAUUUUAAAUGGCGCCUUUUUCGAGUGCCUCGUGUUGUCCCUCAGGGGGAGGGACAUAACGCAUUUGCACGAGCGGGUGCGGCGGCAAGGAGUGGUAGGAGGAGUGGGAAGAGGAGAGGAAGAAGGAGGAAAAGAAGCAGAGCUGGGAGACUCGCCACAGGUGGGAAGCGGCAGCCCGGCAGAGGUCACACGUGGCGACCCCGCGCAGAUCGCGAAAAAGCGCGAAAGUAAGGUAAAAUCGUACAUGAAAAAUUUGAAGCAUCUUUUAAACAUCCCAGGCAGCAGGAGGGGUUCCAAGGGGGGGUUGAGCGCACUUGAGGAACAGCAGUGGCAGUCAGACGGUGAAGAAAAAAGAUUGGAUCGGUUCGGGGACAAGGAGGAGGCAUCGUGUGCGAAUAAUUUGUCCAGUUUCAGAGUAGACACAGAGAAAGACGUAACAAUGAUCAGGAGGUGGUUUACCCUGUUGACCCACUUCUCCAGCAAAUCUGAGCACGUCCCAAUGUUAAGAGAUUAUUUGAAUAAAAUAUUUAGGAAGCAUAUUGACGAGCUGAUUCGAAAGGAGUAUUUUUCCAAAACAGUGCACCAGAUGACGAAUCAGAUAAACAGUAAAAGUGUGCACGCCCUUAUAAUGACGUAUGAAAAAAAGCUGGACCAGAUGGAGGCAUAUGAUUUUAGCUACAGUUUGAUUAUUCUCCUUCGGUUUAUGGUCUUCAGUCAUAGUUUGUUUAACAGGAUUGUUGAUCAUGCUAUUGGGAAUCCUUUAGUGAAAUUAAAAAGUGAGAAGAACUUAAUCCGUUUUAUAAAGAGUUCCAACAUGAAUGAUUUGUACAAUUCUACCUUUUCUAUUUUUAUUAAAAAGUUGAACAAGAGAUUGAAGUUCUACUCGCUAGAGAACCUACUUUUUUUGUCCGAGUGCUUGGGCAAGGUGAUUUUUAUGCCGAGCACGCAGAACCAGGUUCUGCAUGUCUUCAUUAAUAAGCUUCGGUACUACAUCGAUAAUUCUUUGGAUUUUUCCACUGUAAAUAAUGAGACGCUUAUUCGCCUUUUUAAGAUAAGCUCCUUCUUUUCCUUCGUCCCCGAGAUGGAGAUUUUUGUGAGCAGCGCGACAAAGGGGAGUAGGAAGGCACGCAGGUUUGUAAGCGGCGAGGUGUCUGUGCCGUCGAAGGGCACCCUCGUGGGAGAACCCGAAGAGGUGGUCUCCCCAUCGGGAGAAGCGGAAAAGGCACCAGGAGGGUCAUGCCCCCCAGGGGGAGAAGCGAAAAAGGCAUCAGAAGGGGGAACAUGCCCCCCAGGGGGAGAAGCGAAAAAGGCAUCAGAAGGGGGAACAUGCCCCCCAGGGGGAGAAGCUCAAAGGAGCCCCGUGAAGGACAGCCCGUCUCCCACGGGGAACAAAAAAAUACUCAAGAGCAGAAAUGACGACACGGUGGAUGAGAAGAGCAAAAAAAAAAGCAUAUGCUUUAACCUGAGUGAGAAGAGAGUGAUUAAUUAUUACUAUGACAAAUCGGAGGAGAGAGAGACACACACGCAUGCCUUUGCGCAUCCCAGGAAUCUGCUGAAGAGUUACGACCUGCUUCAGGUGAAGGACAAUGUGUACGACGUGAACAGCUACCUCCUGAAUUACAGCUUCUAUCACGACUUGGGGAAGAAGCAUAAGAAGAACAAGUUUUUGCUCAAAAAUAUAGUGAUGCUUCUGUGCGAGCGGAUUGAUAAGAGUUUGGAUGACGUUGCGAGGGAGCUGCGUGAGGGGGUUCCUGCGUGGAACGAAGCGGGGAAGGAAGUGACCCCCAAGAAGAGCUGCCCCACCUGGAGCAGAGACAAACUGAUGAACGAAAUAAAACACAUGAACGAGAAGAACGCCGAGCGAGAUGGCAAGUGCCCCGGGGGUGACUCCACCCACAAGGAGAGUGAGCUCUACAAAAGGUACCUCAUUUUUUACGAUUUCAGCGUGCUAAGCGAUGUAGUGAAGUUCACUCAUUUUUCUAUCAAUACGAAUAAGCACACGUACGAGUUAGUCAAGUCGAUAAAGCGGAGACUGGAGGAAAUGCUUCUCUUUUAUGAUUUAAGUGGAGUGUCCAAGCGGGGAACUGAGGUGACUAUGAGGAGUGGGUCAGGGGAAUAUGACUCAAAGAUGAAAAAUAUUACCACUUUUCAGUUGUACCACUUUUAUUGUGCUUGUAAAAAUUUUAGUCCUUCUUUCCUAUUCGAAUUUUUUGACACCCUGUUGAAGCUGACCCCCAAGAUGAGUAUUAUAGACAUAGAUGAUAAGGCUGUCGAUUUGUUUAGUAAGAAAAAAAUGAACAGAAUGGAACAUCUGGAGAUCUUCGAGAAGGUGAAGGAUCGUAACGUGACCAUCCCCUUUGUUGUCUCCUUGUUACGAUCGUUAAGGAUAAUCAUUUCAUCGAGUUUGUUUCUGACAAAUGACAUACUUAGUGAGCAUGUGAGCACCAUGGUGCAGUACUCGUACUACGUGUUGUUGUUUUAUUACUACAAUAAGGAUAGGAGGAGGCGUGAUGUCAAGAGUGGCAGUGAUUUGCGGGACGCGGGCGAGGAGGAGUGGCUAGCCGGGGGGGUGAGAACUGUGCCAGGGAAUGCUCACUAUGGGACACACUCUGCGGGGGAGGGAACCUCGGCCCGACCUCCCCUUGGUAAUAGUGAACACGCCGAUGAUGAGGAGGACCCCAUUUGUGAGAGCACAUCCAAGGGAGGCACUGCAGGGGGGUCACCAAUAGGGGAGUAUGUGAAGAAUCAACAGGAGAAUGGCCAACAUAGUCAUAGCUUUGGAAGUGGACGACCACAGGGGGGUAGCCAAACGGAGGGUGGCCAGCGUGACGAGGACAGCGACUGUUCAAUCAUCUCGAAUGUAAUGAAGUCAACAAAAAAGGAGAGAAAAGUAUGUCUCUUUGAUAAUGUAUAUAUGGAGGACCUGUGCAACACGUACUUGUGCUUGUCCACAUCGCUAUACUUCCUAAAUAGGACGGAGGAGAAGUCCAACCAAGUGAAGCAUCUCAUUUAUCUCGAGGAGAGGUUCCUUAAGUUAGUAACCAAAGUGAAGUACAUGAAGUACUUAUCGGAUAAUUUAAUUUUUUUUCUAUUUAAAUCUUCGUGCACGCUGAAAUUAGAGGAAGCAUUUGAUGGGAUCAUUCCGUCGUUGAAGUUACCCAAUCGGAGGAGUAAAAAGACGAGCGAACUUCUCUCCUCCAUAACGCAUUCGCAGAAGGUGAAAAUUUUGAGUGUCCCAGCAGCGACUGCAUUUUUUCUGUGCAAAAUUAAGCUAUCCAUGUCGGGUAGGGGCGGCAAGGAGGAAGUGAAUGUCCUUCGGAUGGAGAACACGAGGAAGCUGUUUGAGAUCCUUAUCGAUGAUUAUAAGUUGUUGGCGAACUGCGUCGAGCAGUCGUUCAUUAAUAGGGGGAGAGAAGGGGUCUACGGUGGAGGUGAAGCGGUCUACGGUGGAGGUGAAGCGGUCUACGGUGGAGGCGAAGCGGUCUAUGGUUCAGGCGAAUCGUUCCAUGGGGAGGAGUACUCAUCGGACAAUUCGCAUAUUUCCAAUCAGAGCACCUCCUUCCGAGGGAGACCCAGGAAGGACUUCUCCGUGGAGCACCCCCCGGAUGGAAGCAGCCAGUAUGGAGUGGCCCCACGCAAAAGAAGGACCUAUUCUUAUUUACCCUACCUUGUGUCAAACAAAGUGGGCAUGAAGGAAAACAUCCAUUUCGAAGACCUCAUCGGAGAUAUGUUCUUCGGAGCACACGAGGUGAAGACGUUGUAUGAACUGCAAAGCACGCUGCUAAAAACGGUGAAGUAUUUGGAGGCUGCCCAAAUUAACUUAAAGGUAAAUUAUAAAAUAACGCAGAUUCAGAAGAUACAUAAUGACCUCUUGGGUUAUCUCUCCGAGCUCUCCAACGUCGUUAAGGACUGCCUCUACAUCGUCUUCCUCUCCCAGCCCUACAUUCAUAAGUCUCCCAAAAAGUACACCACCAAAAAUUUGGUUAACUACUUUAUUAAUAAGUGCAAGUUUGUAAGCGACUACAACAUUUUCGACGACUGCAACAAUAAGUCCUUUAACGAGAUGAAGCGCAACAAGUACAUGGCCAACGAGCUCUGUCGCUAG
Molecule: messenger RNA, 4413 nt
Organism: Plasmodium cynomolgi strain B
Lineage: Eukaryota; Apicomplexa; Aconoidasida; Haemosporida; Plasmodiidae
Exons: 2
Coding region: 1-4413 (1470 amino acids)
Source: RefSeq, a predicted model, not a curated record